AUGGCACCACCGCAGGAUUCAUCCUCCGCGUCCGCAGGAGGCAAGGCCGCGAGCCAAGCGACCGACGCUGCGGGAGCGGCACUCAUCGCCGAUAUAGACAGCAAAGAGUGGACUGUUCCUGAGCUCCAGCAGGCCCUGCAGCGCGUCGAGAGAGAAAAAGUGAUCCUUGCCAGUAAAAUUCAGGAUCUGCAGCAGGAUGCUUCUGAACACAGGCUGGUGCUUGAUGCUUUCGGAAAGGUAAAUGACGACCGCCGGUGCUACCGGAUGGUCGGAGGCGUUCUCGUCCAGCGAACAGUGGGAGAGGUCAGACCCGCUUUGGAGGAACAUAAGCAAAAGGUCGAUGCGACGCUGGAGCUGCUCGAGAAGAACUUUGAAAUUCUGCUUAAAACUCAUUCUAUGUACACGCGAAAAUAUCUUCAGCUCACCGGCCAAGCUGCACCAACGGCGGGCAAAGAGGGUCCUAGCGUGCCCAAGGGAGCCGACGGAAAAGAGAAAUCUGGUGGAAGCGCUGGAAUCCUUGUCUAG
This is a messenger RNA of Besnoitia besnoiti, 525 nucleotides long. Its product is annotated as prefoldin subunit protein. Bases 1 to 525 code for a protein of 174 amino acids. NCBI's taxonomy places the organism in Eukaryota, Apicomplexa, Conoidasida, Eucoccidiorida, Sarcocystidae. The record is from RefSeq and is a predicted model, not a curated record. Gene Ontology annotation, biological process: protein folding. The transcript is spliced from 3 exons. Gene Ontology annotation, cellular component: prefoldin complex; cytoplasm. Gene Ontology annotation, molecular function: protein folding chaperone.